CCAGCCUCAGCCUCCCCAGUAGAUGGGACCACAGGAUCCCAGGCCCAUGAGCGGGACAAACCAGUCGAGCGUCUCCGAGUUCCUCCUCCUGGGACUCUCCAGGCAGCCCCAGCAGCAGCAUCUCCUCUUUGUGCUUUUCCUGAGUAUGUACCUGGCCACCAUCCUGGGGAACCUGCUCAUCAUCCUGGCUGUCAGCACAGACUCCCGCCUGCACACCCCCAUGUACUUCUUCCUCAGCAACCUGUCCUUUGUGGAUGUCUGCUUCUCCUCCACCACCAUCCCCAAGAUGCUGGCCAAUCACAUACUCGGGACUCAGACCAUCUCCUUCUCUGGCUGUCUCACACAGAUGUAUUUCGUUUUCAUGUUUGUGGACAUGGACAAUUUCCUCCUGGCUGUGAUGGCCUAUGACCGCUUUGUCGCUGUGUGCCACCCCUUACAUUACACAGCAAAGAUGACCCAUCAGCUCUGUGCCCUGAUGGUUGCUGGAUCGUGGGUGGUUGCCAACCUGAAUGUCCUUCUGCACACCCUGCUGAUGGCUCGACUCUCAUUCUGUGCAAACAAUGCCAUCCCUCACUUCUUCUGCGAUGUGACUCCCCUCCUGAAACUCUCCUGCUCGAACACACACCUCAAUGAGGUCAUAAUCCUUAGUGAGGGUGCCCUGGUCAUGAUCACCCCAUUUCUUUGCAUCCUGGCUUCCUAUAUGCACAUCACCUGCACUGUCCUGAGGGUCCCAUCCACAAAGGGAAAGUGGAAAGCCUUCUCCACCUGUGGCUCUCACCUGGCUGUGGUUUUCCUCUUCUAUGGCACCAUCAUUGCUGUGUAUUUUAAUCCUUUGUCCUCCCACUCAGCUGAGAAAGACACUAUAGCUACCGUGUUGUAUACAGUGGUGACCCCCAUGCUAAACCCUUUCAUCUACAGCCUGAGGAACAGGUCCUUGAAAGGGGCUUUGAAAAAAGUAGUUGGCAGGGCGGUGUUUUCUGUCUGAUGAAAUAAUCAAGACUGAAUCUCAUUCCCAAGGAAAUUUAUUUUUCACCAAUUGAGUUUAAUGCAGUAGUUGUUGCAUUAAAUGAUGUUCUUGCUAGUGGCACAUAGAGGGAGAUCUUAUUACUUACACUAAGUUAAACUAUUAAUUAUAAUUUUUUUGAGACAGGGUCAUGCUCUGUCACUCAGGCUGGAGUGCAGUGCCGCA
Messenger RNA from Cercocebus atys (sooty mangabey), 1189 nucleotides. Its product is annotated as olfactory receptor 1F1. Gene Ontology annotation, molecular function: G protein-coupled receptor activity; olfactory receptor activity. Gene Ontology annotation, cellular component: membrane. NCBI's taxonomy places the organism in Eukaryota, Metazoa, Chordata, Mammalia, Primates, Cercopithecidae. The transcript is spliced from 2 exons. The record is from RefSeq and is a predicted model, not a curated record. Gene Ontology annotation, biological process: G protein-coupled receptor signaling pathway. Bases 23 to 985 code for a protein of 320 amino acids.